This is a messenger RNA of Paramecium octaurelia, 2244 nucleotides long. The record is from the annotation of a GenBank genome assembly. NCBI's taxonomy places the organism in Eukaryota, Ciliophora, Oligohymenophorea, Peniculida, Parameciidae.
AUGAUUUAAACUUAAAGAGAAAAAGAACAAAUGUGUUUGGAACACAACGAAUCUGCAAUUUAUUUUGAUUUUUCAACGAACGACUAACGCCCACAAAAUAGAUGCUUAAGAUGUGUUGAAAGAUAGUAAUUAUGGGUAGAUGUUCAAGUAGCAGAAAAACAAUUUGAAAAUGUCAAAAGGACAGUUUGGAGCGAGAAACAAGCCCUUCAUCAGAAUAAUUUAGAGAUCUUAUAAGGAUUAUUUGGUCAACUUAAAGAGUUUAAAACAACUUUCAAUACAUAUAUAGAUAAGACUCUGUAAAACAUGGAUCAAUAAAUUUAAUUUAUUAAAAACGGCAUAGAAAAAGAAAAUAAAUCAAUAAGUGAGCUCUCAAUAUCUCAACUGGAUUAGCUGGAAUCUCAAAAUACUAAUUAGUAACAUCUAUUUAUUGAUUAUAAAGAAUUACAAAAUUGCUAUAAAGAGCAAAUUAAUAGAUUAAAAAUGCAUUAACAAUUUACUUAAUUUGAAGAGAAUCUAAAGAAAAUAGAAUAUAAUCAAUAAAAUUUAAUCAAAGAUGUAAUUCAAACUUUUUCAUCAGAAAUCUUUCAAUAAAGUAGACUGUCUAAUUAAAACUGGUAAUGUGAAAAUCACAAACUAUAAGUGGCUCUAGUUGAUUUAAAUGAAUAGGCAACAGUUCCAAAUAGAAUGGCUUGUAUAGAUUGCGUUACUGAAUAUCCAAUCAAAUACACGAAGUUGGAACAAUUAAAAUAAUUAUGGUUGAGUUAUGUAGAUAAUACAUUAAAAUAUUAAGAAUAACAACAACAACAACUUGAAGAGUAAGCCUAAAAGGCUAUGUCAAAAUUUUCAUCCUAUAGAGAAGUCAUUACUGAUCUAUCGUAAUAGUUAAUAUAAGGAAUGGUAUUCAGAGAUGUUUCUUAAUGUAAGGCAACAUAAAAUCUAAUUAAUCUGAAGACAAAAAAUUGGUACUAAUUAAAUAAAUUAGAAAUUAUUGAAAUUUCAAAUAUCUUAAGUUAAAAAAAUAAAUUUGAAGUAAUUAAUGAAGCUAUCAAAAAUGAAUUCCAAAUCUACUAAGUCUAAUUAAUGAAAAAAAUUUUAAAUUCUUUCAAGUCGUUUUAAGAGAAGCUCAUUGCAGCAUUUUAAUAAAUUUCUGGAGAAAUAUCAGGGGGCAUGAAUAUUUCAGAAAUAAAUGAAUAAACUAAUAACUCAAUAGGAGAAAAUUCACUUCAAAUAUAGCCUUAAAAUUUGCAAUUGAAAAAUUAAAAUACACAAAUGACUCAGUUUAAAUAUGAAAUAAUUAAUUCCUUUAAAGAAGAAAGAGUUGAGACAUUUGCUUUUAAUGCAGAUUAUAGUCUUGUUGCCGCUGGAUUCUUUGAUUCCAGUAAAAUUAAUAUUUAUGAAUUCAAUUAAGGAUAAAUAGAAAAAAUUUAAGAAUUAAGAGAUCACGAAGAAUAUAUAAUUUGUUUAAAGUUUUUCAAAAAAUCAAAUUAAUUAGUGUCAGGCAGUUAUGAUAAAACUAUAAUCAUUUGGGAAAAAAAUAACAAUAAUUUAUGGGGUCUUAAAUUUAAGCUAAUAGGACAUAAAUAAGGAAUAUUUUGCAUAGCAAUAAAUAAUAAUGAGAAUUGGAUUAUAUCUUCUAGUGGUGGUAGUGGCAGUGGAAGUGGUGAUUAUUCAAUAAAAGUGUGGGAUUAAGAUAAGGAAUGGUAAUGCAUUUAAACAUUACCUCAUAAAUUUGAAAUUUCUAGUUUUAGUCUAAGUUAAUCUAAUGAGUACUUGGUUUCAUGCUCUAGAAAAGACAAUUCAAUUUAAAUUUUUAAGUUAUAAAAUAAUCAUAAGAAUUGGAGUUUAUUUUAAAAAAUAGACAUUGAAGAAUGGGGAAUAAAGGUGUGCUUUCUAGAGGGUUUAACUUUUGCAUUUUAACCAUUCAAUAAUAAAAAAAUGUAAAUCUUUUCCAUAAAUGAUUCUAAUGAUUAAUUUAUUAAGAAAUAAGAUGUUCAAGUAGAAGCAGGGAACGAUUGUUAUUUCCACUUUCCCUUACAGUUUGUAUAAACAAAGUUAAUGAUAGUAGACAGGAAUGGAAGCAAAGUUAAUAUUAUAAAAAAAUAAGAAAAUGGGACUUAUGUCACAUAGCUUGUUCUUGAUUAUGAUGCAAAUAGAAUUUUUGGUACAAUGACUGAAGAUGGAAAAUUUUUGAUAACUUGGGAUAAUAAAUAUUCAUAAAUUUAGAUAAGAUAAUAUUAAGAAUGA